CACAAUCACUGCUGACUGUAGUUUCCUGUCCAAUAGCUGCAGUACAGAAGUCUGAGGCAAGUAUAGUGGGGAGUAAAGAGAGAGGAGAGACCGACACAUCGGAUACUGCUGCUCAUUUUAAGAGUUUAAACAAGUUUGGGACAGUGGUGUAGCCUACUUGUACUUCGUUUGCAGAAACGCAACAGAAAUCGAGUCAGCCCUGCACUGCAGACAAAGCGAGCUGCCUGCAGAGACACACAAAACUUCCCAACAUCUGGUCUGCUGGAGGACGGGGCGAGCCGGAGAGAGAAACUUUGGAGGCGGAGAGAAUCUAUCUUCGCUGGAGAAAAAUGCAUUGAAUUGGGAGUUUGGGGGGGAACCUACAUGAGCCGAAACGAGAUUUGGUGGUCGUGUAAGGUGUCAAGAGUGGAGGGAAAGAGGACGGGAAAGGUCUCGGAGGGCGAGAAGUCCACCUGGAGCGGUCAGAGAAUGAAUUAGCCGAAGGUUUGGCUGCACCGCGUUCCAGCCAGAGAGAAGGCUCACUCCUUGGCCCCUCCACCUCCUCCCACAAGAGCCAGGCCUACGCCCAUGGAUGAGGAGAGGAGUGCCCCUGCCAUCUCCCCAGAGCCACCUGAUGAGGUGGACCCCAGUGUACCAACUCCACAACCCAGUUCACACGCAACUUUGACCGCAGAGAGCACAAAGAGCUGUCCGAACCCAAAGCCCUGUCCUAGUCCAGAUGUGGCCCACACCUAUACUGAGCCCCUCAUAUUGAGGUUAAAUGGCACCCCAGAAAGGAUACAAGGCGAUGGUGAAGACAAGUGGAGCAGCAGCGUCUCACACUCAGAGCUUACAACACCCAGCAAGAGUAUCACAUCUCAACCAGCAGCCAGAUCCACACCCAUCCACCACACCCAGCCAUGUCGGACACAGCCCAGCAGCCAACUACGCAACGGAGCCAAGCACCACGCACACACACACUCCCCUCACACGCACUGUCCGCAUCACACACACGCCCUCCAGUCCAACGGGGUCAGGAACGGGGGCCCUCAUGGGCAUCCUAAGCUGGGCUCGCUCCCGAGAGGUGGAUCAUCCACCUCCUCGUCCUCUUCAGCAGGACCCAAACAGACCAAGAAAUUGCAGUCCAAUCCCUCCAUCACCUCCCAGAGCAGCAAGAGGAGCAAGAGCAGCUCCAAGAGUAACAGCUCUCAGAUUCCUACAGAGGCACAGGAUGACUGCUGUGUUCACUGUAUUCUGGCCUGCCUAUUUUGUGAGUUCCUAACUCUGUGUAACAUCGUGCUGGACUGUGCCACCUGCGGCUCCUGCGCGGGGGACGACUCGUGUUUCUGCUGCUGCUGUGCGUCGGAGGAGUGUGGCGACUGUGACCUGCCCUGUGACAUGGACUGUGGCAUCAUCGACGCCUGCUGUGAGUCUGCAGACUGCCUGGAGAUUUGCAUGGAGUGCUGCAGCCUUUGCUUCUCCUCCUGAGGGCCCCGGCCACCACCACCAAAGUAGAUGUCUGCUACACACUCCCACAGGCCUAGGAACAACUUUGACCAGUGUAUUAUUAGGGCUGAGAAGCGCUACACCUUUGUCUUUGUUGCCUGGGCUCUAUGGUUUACACUAUAUUGGCUGGCGUAGUUGGCUCCACUAUAUGUCCAUUGUUUCUUACAAGGUUUGCCAAGAAAAAGAUGCUGCGAACAGUCACUGGUGAAUUCUUCCUCCUCCUUUAUUGAUCCAACGAUGGGACAGUAGCUUUCCUGCCUUGUCUUUGCUGUUGGUCCAUUGCUACACAGCUGGAUGUAUGGUGCAGAGUGAGUUCCAGCUGUGGUCCACGAGUGUCUGUCUGCCAGGCUGUGCAGAUCAGUCCUCUGGACCCGCACAGUCCAAGCUAUUACUACAAUGGAGCCCCUUGUGCCAUCUAAAUAACUGGAGUUCUCCAAGCAUGAAAAAUGACCUCCAAAGGCAAAUGAGAAAAUGGCUCCAUUUAACCGGAUUUUAGUGUUUCUGUAGAUAAGAGCAGCAGCAUAAUGGGAAAAUGGACGCUCAGAUCUUAGUAGAAAUGUAGUGUCCUCCUGUCCUUGGCAAGGUUAAAGUCUUCCAGUUUGAUACAGUGGCCUUUGUGACACACACACACACACACACACACACACACACACACACACACACACACACACACACACACACACACACACACACACACACACACACACACACACACACACACACACACACACACACACAAUAGAGAAAACAUUAAUGGUGGCUUGUGGCAAUAUUACAGACAAAUUUCUUUUGUUAAUAUGCAUCUCACUUAUCGGAUUUAUUCAGAGAAGAAUCAUGAGAGCGUCGUGCAUCAGCCUGAAGAUGGGUCCAUUAAAUGAGUACUGUAAGUGAUGGACAUCAGAGCGAAUGGUUGACAGCAUCGGCCAUGGACACAUUCUCUACUCUAAACAUGUGAAGGGAGAGAUUUCUUAAUCAAAAGGUCUCUCCUCGUGUAAUGUUUCACAUCUUGUUUACUUUUACAUUGUUUUUUUAUGAGGGGCUUCGUCUGUAUUCAGUGAAUUCCUCCUCGUCUGAAUGGUCAGAGCUUGUAAAGGACUGGUGGAGGAUUGGAAUGCAUCAUCUCUUUUUUAAUAUGUUUCAUUAUUCUUUGUCGUUCUUGCGAUGUGAACAAAUGGCCUUGGCUUAGCUUCAGGCCUGAAUUUUCAUGUAGAUUCCUCGCCUUUACCAAAUCUCUAUUAAUCCUUGUUUUGUAGAUUUUAGUUAAGAUAUUUGCAUUUCUCCUCUAAUGUGAAAAUCACAUUUCUGUGUAAUGGGGUUUUGCCGGGCUCUCUGUAAAGCAGUUAUGCUCAACAUCUAAUUUAAUUCCUUGAGUGAAAAUCUCACGACAUUAUGCUAAGUUAGAUCCAUAUGCUCGUAGUAUGAAUGGUACGCUUUUGAUAACAUUCUGGUAUGCUCAGAUGCAUACCUUCUCCAACCCAAUACCUCUUGAAAUGUACCCUAGAUCUGUUGUGCAUUUUAAAAUGACUUGAUACAAAUCUCUCUCCUCUCUGAUCAAAUACUGUUUGUGCAAUCCUUUUUUCUAGGAAAUACCAAAGAGUUUUCCUUUUACUGGACCUUAGUUUCGAGACCUAAAAUUACUUGUACAUUGAAUGGCCUUUGCUAUGCUAAUGUGGCUGUGGUUUAUUAAACCCUAUUUUAAGGGCUGAAAUAUAACACUGUUGAUUAAGAAUAUACACUAAGGCUGUAAAUCAACCUGAUAACUCAUCAUGUCUGUUUAUAUAUCAGAAUGAAUGGGUUUUACAUUUUGACAUGUUCCAACUCAACUGAGACAAAAUCCUGGAGAGCCCUGGAAAACAAUGUAAUUUCUUUACAGUACAAAGUGAUUUAUGAAGGGAGAACUGGAUCAUGUGUAUUAGACAUGAUAACAAUUUUAUUUUGUUUGGAUUUACAACAUAUUCCAAGUGCAGAUUCUGACAAUGUUGCUUUCAUCUAGGGACAUGUUCUCUAUCACCAGACCAUCCUUGUCACAAAAAGAAUAGGGGUGGACCGUAAUAAAUAUCUGGGGGGUGUGAAAGGCUAACCCAUACGAGUUUGAAACCAAAAUAAAAAUACUGGUUUGUUAACAACAUAGGUCAAUCAUUACAAAUAAUAAAAAAGAACCUAAAAAUUUAAGUUAGCUUCACAGUCAACAAGCUAAUGUUAGCAUAACUUGGCCUCCACUGUUGACAAUGUUUAGCCCGCAGUGUAAAAAUAAACAGUUAACACUGUUAAGGCGAGCAGGAAUAUGAAUACAUAUUGACAUUUUUCAGCUAAAACCCUCCCAAAUGACAUGUUGUUACCUAUCAUUUAUGACUGUGCAUAACCACAGCAUCACUCACACUAGCUAGUUUCAAGAUUCUUACUCAGCUGCAGCUUCUCACUAAUGUUGCUUUCCAUUAUGUUGAAUUGAUUUUAAGUUUGCUCAAAUUCCUGUUUCCAGCACAUAUGUAACUGGAGGAAUAAAGUCAACAAAACCUUACCUGUGACAGACA
Messenger RNA from Perca fluviatilis (European perch), 4016 nucleotides. It is a transcript of the gene mdfi, whose product is annotated as MyoD family inhibitor. The transcript is spliced from 5 exons. Bases 568 to 1467 code for a protein of 299 amino acids. The record is from RefSeq and is a predicted model, not a curated record. NCBI's taxonomy places the organism in Eukaryota, Metazoa, Chordata, Actinopteri, Perciformes, Percidae.